ACUUUCGCUCUCGGUCGAGGUCUCCUCUGCACACUUGCUGGUACCGUGCCGACAGAGACUGAGGGAUGGAGAAUCUCUUUAGGACCAUCGAACACAACCCCCAGCCACAGAAGGCACAAAUUACAGGUAGCUUUCCAGAAUGGGUAGAAGGUCAGUUAUUUCGACUUGGACCAGCAAAAUGGGAUUUGGAUGACGGUUUUUCAAUGAAUCAUUGGCUGGAUGGAUGUGCCUUGAUGUACAAAUUCACCAUCAAAAAGGGUCAUGUGGACGUUAUGUCUCGGUUCCUGGACACCGUCGCCUUCCAGAAACUCACCCAAGUCAAAAGGCCCGUUUAUACAGAAUUUGGAACUAAGUCAUUCCCAGAUCCUUGCAAAAACGUGUUCUCUAGGUACUUUUCGCAACUGGUUCCUUUGGAGUUGACUGACAACGUCAUUGGAAACGUAUAUACAGUAGAUGACGAACUUUACGCCAGUUCAGAAACAAGUCUGCUGUGGAAAAUAAACCAAAAAGAUCUGAAGUGUGUGAAGAGGACCGAUUUGAAGGAGAUUUUGUCGGUAAAUCUGGCCAGUUCUCACCCUCAUAAAUGCUUAGAUGGUGCUAUUUACAAUCUGGGAGCAAGUUUUAUGUCUGGUCUAAAGUAUCAUAUUAUGAAGCUUCCUCCAUCUCAAGAAAUUAGUCAAGAUGGCAAAGUAGGCUUUGAACGUUCCUCCAUUUUGACAACAAUAAGCUCGAAUCACAAAACCAGCUUCAGUUACUAUCAUAGCUUUGGCCUCACCGAACACUACGUACUGUUCUUAGAACAGCCACUUCUAGUCAAUACUGUGCGGAUGGCAGCUUCUGGCAUUAAAGGGUAUUCCCUCAAAGAAUGCUUUGACUGGUGUCCGAAGGAAAAGACGCGUUUUCAUCUGAUUGACAGAGUAUCAGGCCAGGAGUUGAAAGUCAAGUUCCAAUCGGAGGCUUUCUUUUUCUUCCAUCACGUCAACACUUACGAAGAUGAUGGCCACAUAGUAGCAGACAUCAUGGCAUUUCCAGGACCGGAAGUCAUGGAUAAAUUCUACCUCAACAAGCUAAGACUAGGGCAGUUUGACACCACAUGCCAACCCGUCCUAACACGCUAUGUGCUUCCACUGAAAACUGAUGGUAAAAAAGGCACUAACUUAGUGACUUUAAAGAAUACUCGUGCUACUGCUGUAAAACAAGACAAUGGAGUAGUUAUCUUAGAGGGAGAAACAAUAGGAGACCAAGGUUACGAAAUGCCAACAAUCAAUUACUCUAUGUUCAACACCAGGAAGUACAGAUAUGUUUAUGGAAGUGGAGUAUUUGAAACGGGGAAAUACAAAAACUCGCUUAUUAAACUGGACAACAUUACUGGAGAUAUGAUUGUCUGGAAGGAGAAGGAAACUAUGUACCCCGGAGAACUAAUAUACGUGCCACGUCCUGGGUCUACCGAAGAAGAUGACGGGGUUUUGUUGUGUGUCGUCCUAGAUGUUGAACCAGAUUCUCCUGAUUUUCUUAUGGUCUUGGAUGCAAAAACCUUCAAAGAACUUGGUCGUGCCGUUGUGCCUAAUAGCAUUCAACUUCCACCCACUGUCCAUGGAUGCUUUCUUUUCGACAAAUAGUCACCCAUUGUCUUUAAAUAGUUCCGUGUUUAUGUUUGUACAGUUUGUGUUUCAGUUCAGAUCUAAAAUAUUUUUCAAACUUUUUCUCAAAUUGUCUUUUAAAGAAUGUCUUCUAUUUGUAAAUAUAUUCCUGCCAUUCACAAUAGUUUUUUAAACAUAGUUAAAAACUUUUACAAAAUACUCUUUUUAAGAAAUAAAUGUUAUUCUUAAUUUUCAUUUAAUGAUAUUUUUCAAAAUAUUACAGAAUUUUUAUUGUACAGUGUGUAAAUAUGAAAUAUUGUGUCUUUGUUUUACUAUUUAUACGUAUUAUGUCUAAAUAUUAAUAAA
Uloborus diversus is the source of this 1946-nucleotide messenger RNA. Its product is annotated as beta,beta-carotene 15,15'-dioxygenase-like. Gene Ontology annotation, biological process: retinal metabolic process; carotene catabolic process. The coding region runs from base 66 to 1619 and encodes 517 amino acids. The transcript is spliced from 11 exons. NCBI's taxonomy places the organism in Eukaryota, Metazoa, Arthropoda, Arachnida, Araneae, Uloboridae. The record is from RefSeq and is a predicted model, not a curated record. Gene Ontology annotation, molecular function: beta-carotene 15,15'-dioxygenase activity; carotenoid dioxygenase activity.